AUGCCAUUGAAAGUAGUGGACCUAGCUUUAAGUGGUGCUUAUUCUGUGAACGAAGUGAUCAGAUGCAUGCACAUUGGCUUACUCUGUGUCCAAGAUGACAUGGAAGACCGCCCUACCAUGGAUUCAGUGAUUCUGAUGUUAAACAGCGAUUCUAUUAGCAUACCAGUGCCUCAAAGACCUUCGUUCUUCUUUCCUGGUAAGAAGUGCAAACAGGCACCUUGUGGUCUGAACUCUGAUCGAUCAAACAGCAAAGUGGACCAAUCUGUUAGCAACAUAAUGUCGCCGGGGUCUCCGAGUAAUAGCAAUCAUGCUGAUCCAGGUCCAUGGAUUGCAAUGGUGGAUACCUUUGAUGAAAAAGUGGAUAUCACUUUUGCAAAUAACGUUUAUGAUGGUAGCCUCUAA
Messenger RNA from Eucalyptus grandis, 402 nucleotides. Its product is annotated as cysteine-rich receptor-like protein kinase 4. Bases 1 to 402 code for a protein of 133 amino acids. The transcript is spliced from 2 exons. Lineage: Eukaryota; Viridiplantae; Streptophyta; Magnoliopsida; Myrtales; Myrtaceae. The record is from RefSeq and is a predicted model, not a curated record.